AUGAGCUUCCCUUACGACAACUCGUUCCAAGGCCAACCGGGCGCCGAGGAUGCCAAUGCGCAGGGCGUCGCUGGUGCCCAACAACAACCUCAGAUGGGGCAGCCGAUUGAGAGCGCGGCCGGCCAGUUCCAGGGCGGCAACAUGCCCGUUGGUGCGCCUUCUUCCGGCCCUGGCAGCCAGGGCCCUGGCGAAUCCAAGACCACUCUCUGGAUGGGAGAGCUCGAGCCUUGGAUCGACGAGAACUUUGUGCGCAGCGUCUGGUACGGCAUGGGCGAGCAGGUCAACGUCAAGAUGAUUCGCGACAAGUUCUCUGGUAACAACGCCGGCUACUGCUUCGUCGACUUCCAGACCGCGGAUGCUGCUGCAAAGGCCCUUGGUCUCAACGGCCAGAUGAUCCCCAACUCGAACCGUCCCUUCAAGCUGAACUGGGCUUCCGGCGGUGGUCUCCAGGACCGCAGGGAUGACCGCGGCCCCGAGUUUUCCAUCUUCGUCGGCGAUCUCGGCCCCGAGGUCAACGAAUACGUGCUCGUCUCGCUCUUUCAGGGCAAGUACCCUUCUUGCAAGUCCGCAAAGAUCAUGUCCGACCCCAUCUCCGGCAUGUCUCGCGGCUACGGCUUCGUCCGCUUCGCCGACGAGAGCGAGCAGCAGCGCGCCCUGAACGAGAUGCAGGGCGUCUACUGCGGCAACCGUCCCAUGCGCAUUUCCACGGCUACUCCCAAGAACAAGAGUGGUGGCGGCCCUGGCGCUGGCCCCAUGGGUGGCAUGCACGGCAGCGGCCCUGGCCCUGUUGGCAUGUACGGCAUGGGCGCCCCUCCGCUUGGUUACUACGGUGCUCCCCAGCCCAUGAACCAGUUCACGGACCCGAACAACACCACCGUCUUCGUCGGUGGCCUCUCGGGCUACGUCACGGAGGACGAGCUUCGGUCUUUCUUCCAGGGCUUCGGUGAGAUCACUUACGUCAAGAUCCCUCCGGGCAAGGGCUGCGGUUUCGUGCAGUUUGUGCAGCGCCACGCCGCCGAGAUGGCCAUCAACCAGAUGCAAGGUUACCCCAUCGGCAACUCGCGCGUCCGUCUCAGCUGGGGCCGCAGCCAGAACAACUCGGGGCCUGCUGGCACUCCGUACCGCCCCGCCCCUCCGCCUCCGGUCUACCCUAACAUGGGCAUGCCUCCGAACCCAUACAGCGGGUUUGCUCCCAUGAAGUAA
Diplodia corticola is the source of this 1203-nucleotide messenger RNA. Its product is annotated as mrna binding post-transcriptional regulator. The transcript has 4 exons. Gene Ontology annotation, biological process: mRNA splice site recognition. Gene Ontology annotation, molecular function: mRNA binding. The record is from RefSeq and is a predicted model, not a curated record. Gene Ontology annotation, cellular component: cytosol. Bases 1 to 1203 code for a protein of 400 amino acids. Lineage: Eukaryota; Fungi; Ascomycota; Dothideomycetes; Botryosphaeriales; Botryosphaeriaceae.